This is a messenger RNA of Asparagus officinalis (garden asparagus), 3962 nucleotides long. Its product is annotated as putative disease resistance protein RGA1. The coding region runs from base 102 to 3689 and encodes 1195 amino acids. The transcript is spliced from 2 exons. Gene Ontology annotation, molecular function: protein binding; ADP binding. NCBI's taxonomy places the organism in Eukaryota, Viridiplantae, Streptophyta, Magnoliopsida, Asparagales, Asparagaceae. Gene Ontology annotation, biological process: defense response to other organism. The record is from RefSeq and is a predicted model, not a curated record.
UAAGUCAUUCUCAUCAACACACACAGUCCUUUCUUAGUUGCAAUUUGCAAUGACAACUCUCAUGAUCAAUUCUCCAGCGCUCAAGAGAAUUGUCGGCUCCAAUGGCUUUUUCCCCAAAUUCGUCAGAAAUUUUCAUAAAUCCCAUUCUCCAAUCAGCCCUUCAUCUUUUAACUACCCACAUUCAGAAGCAGCCCACAUCAUCUUCCCUCCUUCACUCUCAACUCAAAAAACUCCAUCAAUCACUGCUUCAAUUAGCAAACAAACAGUUAAAAUUCAAUACCCAAUUGCUAACCCAACUCAAAGACGUCGCUUACGAUACCAGCGAGCUCGUCGACGACCUGGAAUACGAAGCGCUGCGUCAAGAAGUUGAAGAGUUCAGCAGAUCGAACCCAAAUAAGCCCAUCACUGGCCCCUCCAUUUCUCAAUUUAGAGGUUUGCAAACUGGGGAUCCCCAUACUAAUAAUCGAGGAGGAGGAGUACCUGCUCUUGAUUCAGUUGAUGUCCAAGAUGUUUCUUGUAGUGGUGCCAUUGAAGAUAGGAUAGCCAUAAUUGUAGAGAAAUUGGAUUAUUUUGCUGCUAUUUUAGAGGGUACAAUUGAUCAGGAUAACAAUAAUGAGGUUGUUAACCCUCCGAUCACUGGAGAUGUAUGUGCGGCCAACAAUAUUGUUGAUGAAUCAGCACAGCAAGAAGUUGAAGAACUCAUUAGAACAAACACAAAUAAGCCCAUCACUCGCCCUUCAGUAUCUCGGCCUGAUAUUCAAAAUGGCGAUGAUGAUGACAUCGCUCAAGUUCCUGCCAACCUAAGAGGAGGAAAGAGUAGAGGAAAUUUUUUACCUAAAUUGAAGAGCUUGAUUUCUGAAAUUAGUAAAAUGUGCAAGUGCUUUGAUGGCGGGGAUGUUAGGAAGAAAACAAGCACUACACCUAAUCAUGAUUCAUCAGAAGAUAAGAAUAAUGAUAUUGUUGUAGGAGGCUUAAAUGGAGUUCUACAUAAGCCCUUGAUCAAUGCGGAGGUAUACUGGGGAGACUACGAGAAAGAGGAACUGGUUAAGAUGUUGUUGGAUCCUGGCGAACAAAAUGUUUGUAUCAUCCCUAUAAUCGGCAAGGAAGGUGUUGGCAAGACCACUCUUGCUAAUUCUAUCUAUAGUGAUGAAAGAGUAGAAAAGUAUUUUCAUAUGAGGGAGUGGAUUUCUGCUUCGGACACUUUUGACAUGAUGAGAAUCGCAGGAGAGCUCGAAGAGUCUCUCUAUCUGAGUGGACCCUUUGAUCAGCUUCAGCUGUUGGACCUCUUUGAGAGGAACUUGAUGGCUGAAUUGAAGGGUAAAAGGUUCUUGCUAGUGUUGGAUGAUGUUAGAAGUGAGGAUUGGGCAUUACGCUUUGCUGCAAUAGACACUAAUGUGAAGGGUAGCAAAAUUUUGUUGACAGCCCGAGAGGAUUGGAUGUUGGAUGAGGAGAGUAAGAGGAACAAGAUUGUUCUCAAGGGCAUGAGAGGCGAAGAAUUUUGGGCUUUGUUUAAAAAAUGUUCAUUUGGGGACGAAGACCCUAAUAAGCAUCCAAAGCUAGAGGGCAUUGUCAGAAGGGUAACUGAGAAGUUGCAGAGAUUCCCUCUGGCAGCAAAGUUGGUUGGAGGAGCAUUAAGAGAGAAGCUAAAUUGUGAUCAUUGGAUGAAGAUUCUUCAAAGUGAGUUAUUGGAAUCAGGAAAGGCCUGUGAUGAUGCUAUGCCGUACCUGAGAUUAAGUUUUCAGCACCUACCUUUGCAACUUCAAAGAUGCUUUAUAUAUAGUUCAGUGUUCCCCAAAGCUUAUGCAUUUCAAAUCGAUAAACUAGUUCAAAUAUGGAUGGCUCAGGGACUGAUUCUAAUGGAGGAUGCUGGACGAGAAUACUUUGAUCACCUACUAUCCAGGUCAUUCUUUGAACUCCCUUGUUAUACUAAAUCGUAUUGGAAAGAUAAGUACUAUUUGAUGCCUGAAUUGUUACAUGAGCUAGCAGAGUCUAUAUGUCUCGAUGACAUUGUUGUUUAUAAAGGUACUGAAUUGGAUGGGACUCGAAGAGCAGUUCGCCACUUAUCUGUUUCAUUAUGGGAUGGCCUUAAUUCAGAGUUGGAAUGGAAUAAUUUGCAGACUCUCAUUAUUAACACAAAGCAUUGCCUACAGUUUGAGGUUCUGAAAAGAAUUCGAGUGCUAGAUUUAUCUCACAGCUAUAUGACGCAGUUGCCUGAUUCUAUAGGCAAUCUUAUACAUCUGCGCUACUUGAAUCUCUAUGGAAACUACAUUUUUACUUUACCUGAAUCAUUAUGCAAGCUUUAUCAUCUUCAGUCACUGAUACUGCCUCAUAAAUGUGAUAGAUUGCCCAAAGGGAUCACAAAUCUAGUCAAUUUGCAACAUCUGAAUGCAAGUGAGGCAGCAAUUUCAAGGAUAGCGGGGAUCGGCAGGCUCACCCAUCUUCAGGAAUUGAGCGUAUUUAAUGUAAAAAGGGUGAAGGGGCAUGACAUAGGACAAUUAAAGUGCAUGAAGGAGCUCCGAGGUUCACUUUGUAUCAAUUAUCUCGAUGAUGUAAAAAAUAAGGAUGAGGUUCUUCAGUCCAACUUGAAGGACAAAGUCCAUAUCAGAGAGCUUCAAUUGAAGUGGAUGAGAUGGAAUCCUAAACGCAAUCCUGAUGCUCACAGGGAUGUACUUGAACACCUAAAGCCACCUUCAGGUCUCAAAGAGUUGGAAAUUCACUGGUAUAGAGGCCCUAAAUCUCCAAGUUGGUUUGUGAAAGAAUCACUACCUAAUCUCAAAGUCAUAAUUCUUAGAGGCUGUGAAAAAUGGAACCAUCUUCCUUGUUUCUGGCAGCUUCCCUUUCUCGAGGUUCUCAAACUAGAAAUCAUGAAUUCAGUAAUUGAAGUAGCUGGAGAGACGGUAGAAGUGUUUCCAUCCUUGAAAGAGUUGUGGUUAAAUGAGAGUUCAGUUUUCUUUGAAGGCAUGCCAAUUGUAUCAGAACAAGGGCACAAACUCUUUCCUUGCCUUUGUAAGCUCGUGAUCCAAAAUUGUGAAAGGGUCAAGGGUUUGCCUCCGAUUUCUAUGCUUCAGACACUUGAAGAGCUUGAUGUUAGAAAAUGUCCUGAUCUGGAUGCUGAGAUUCCUGGCCGCUUGAUCAACCUCACUUCUCUUGAAACAUUAAAGAUAUCACAACUGCAACUGACAUAUUUUCCAGGAGAAAUAUUCAAAUGGCUUAAAAAGCUGGAGAUUGAUUCUUGUGAACACCUCGAAUCUUGGAUUGCCAGUGAGAAAGAGGAGGGGAGCUUUUCAUCUCUUACUUCUCUAUGCAUUACUGAUACAUUGCUUCCUACUGGACCAGUGCUAAAUAAGUACCUUACAUCUCUUCAUGAAUUGAGAAUCGAGCGUUGUUCCAAACUCAACUCAUUUACUGCUGAGCAACAGAGAUGGUUUAAAGGGCUCACAUCUCUCCGUGAGCUUAGCAUCCUUGAUUGCAGAAGUCUCAGGUCGUUGCCCAGGGAUCUUCAUCAGCUUCAUUCUCUCGAGAAACUGACCGUAUCUGGCUGCCCUAAUCUCAGAUCAUUGCCAUCUAGCUUGCCAAGCUCUUUGAAAAUGCUUGAGAUCUCGAAUUGCAAUCCGGGAUUUGCUGUGCUGUGGCAAGAGGGGAGAGCUCCUGAUUGGGUCAGCCGUGUUCCUUACAUAUACAUAGCUUGAAUAAUAGAGCGAGGGACACAGUUUGACUGUUUGAGUCAGUCCUUAAUUGGUAGAAGUUUGCUCUGUACCCACUAUUUUUUUUCCUAGUUUGUAUAUAUUUUUCAUUUAGUUCUCUGAUGAAUUAUUUUGUCAUAGGAAUGGACUCUGUAAGGAGACACUGAUCAUUUUUGUAGCAUUUUAUUUCAGAUUAAGUAAUUGAUUGUAAACCGUUAUAACUUGAUCCUCAGUACAGCAAUACUCACCAUUUGUACUAUGCCGCUUUAUUUCUUCUUC